This is a messenger RNA of Caenorhabditis sp. 36 PRJEB53466, 603 nucleotides long. The record is from the annotation of a GenBank genome assembly. Lineage: Eukaryota; Metazoa; Nematoda; Chromadorea; Rhabditida; Rhabditidae.
AUGCUCCAAUUUCUCUUCCUGGCCGUCCUGACUUAUUCUGCUGCCGCACAAUGUCUUCCCGGAGAUCUUUCUUUUGAAUCCUAGUGAGUAUUAGAAGUUCUGACCACUGUAUUAAUCAAAAUUUCCCAACAUUUCAGCUGCUUCUCAUUCAAUCGGGUGCAUGGAAGUUUUGAUGAUAGUAAUAACUUGUGUAUCAAGACAACUGGUGGACAUUUGGUGACGAUUUAUAAUAUCAUCGAGAACAAUUGGAUUCAGAGUGAGCGAUUUUUGAUGAGUUUUAGUAACGCUAACAAAAACGUUUCUUUUGCAGAGUUUGCUGUCUCUAAUCUGGAUGCUGAUUACGAUUACUUCUGGAUUGGAGCCAGUGAUCGUGCUAAGACAUACAAUUGGACAUGGAACGAUGGAACCGCAUUGAACUUCACCAACUGGGGACCAGGAGAGCCGCUCGAAGACCGUCACUGCGGAACCAUGCAGUUGUCGACUGGAAAGUGGUUCACCGAAGUUUGCAGCGUCAAGCAUCAGUUUGUGUGCCAAUACCCUCAAAGCGGUGGACCAACUGGCAUUCCAUUCACUUGUCCGACAUGUCCAACUUGCUCCAAGUAA